Messenger RNA from Uranotaenia lowii, 6004 nucleotides. RefSeq names its product tyrosine-protein kinase CSK (gene Csk). The transcript has 10 exons. Gene Ontology annotation, molecular function: ATP binding; protein tyrosine kinase activity. NCBI's taxonomy places the organism in Eukaryota, Metazoa, Arthropoda, Insecta, Diptera, Culicidae. The record is from RefSeq and is a predicted model, not a curated record. Gene Ontology annotation, biological process: protein phosphorylation. The coding region runs from base 1015 to 4107 and encodes 1030 amino acids.
UUGGUGCUUGUCGCGAUCGAAAGUUCGUUGUGGAUGAGAUAUUUUAGGCGCGCGAUCGUUUCUUUUUGUUGUUGGUGUGCUCUCGUCUAACCGUAAUUGGUCGCAAUCUGUUCCCGGUCGCCAAUGAUGAAUGAUUCGGGUCCAGAAGAAUUCUACGCAGUUGGAUUUGUUGGAUGUGAUUAAUUGUUGGUUAUACUUAAAGAAGAUUGUAACACGUAGCAGUUGACAUUAAGAAAAGGGGAAACGAAGUAUUUUGAAAAUUUAAAUCGUCACUGAACCGUGAAUUUCUCAGGAGAUGAAUGUUAUAGGUUUCAGUCAGUUGGAAAGUCUUGAAUUGAAUAUUAAUUAUCCUCAAAAAAAUCAAGUGAAGAAUUCCUUCGCGGAAUCCCAAUCUCUGCGGAGUAGUGUCUGAGGAGUGAAACCGGAUUUGCAAGAGAUAUCACCGGCACGCUCAUCGUCGUACGACGAAUGUUAGGGGGCGCAAAUCCCGCCGCAAUCACGAAGAUAUCUUUGCGGAUAUUUACCAGGGAAAGGUAGUAGCAGGCAACUUUCGAAAGUGCUUGAAAGAAGAAGGUGCAGAAGGUGCCCGUUUGGAUUCGGAUGCACCCAGUAGUGUAGUACGUUGUUCUUUGUUGUGAACUCCUCGUCAUCGGAGCGAGUUCGAAACUGCAUGCAGAUUAGUGUUUGUGUUGUUUGUUGUUGACGUUAUUUCGAAGAUGUGGGUUCCGGUUUGUGUUGUGAAUAUGCUAAUUCGAUGAUCAUCCCUCUGCCGUUUGCGCACAAAAAGGGUUUGAUGAUGAUUAUCCAACUGUGUAAAUGUUGAACCAGUUCCAGUCACGUGGCUAGGACACACGAGAGGUGGCGACAAAUAAAUGUAUGUACUUUAGUAGGAGAGUGUGUACUCUUUCGCGACGAAGAUUCCAACGCAGAGCUAUUGAUGACUAACUGUGUCUCCGGGUGGAAAUCGCUGCCCGGUGAGUGGAGAUUGUCGUCAGAUUGUUCUUGCUAGCAGACAUGGUCACAACAAUCAAGAUCACAGGCGACGGAGUUUUCAUCCAGUCCAAUUCGUACCUUCAUAACCAUCAUCAUCACCACCAUCACCAUCAUCACAGCAGACAGUCUUCGGGGACAUCUUCAACGGGGACUCAUAAGCCCUUGGAGUCCAUUAGUGAACCUUUAGCUAGCGAUCAAGCUAGUAGCACAAGUAGCAGCAGUAGCAGCGGAGGAGAGCAGGACGAUCUUCCAAUGAACAAUAACAGUACAGGAAAGCUUAGUCGAGACGGUAACAACAAUCAGAAUUCUGAUGCCAAGUUCAGUUUCACUGAUAGUAGUAGCUUCAACGGGCAAACAACCUUCCAAAGAAUCACUCGACGACACUACCAAUCCGAAGAGAUCCUCAAUCGACAUCAGAAGCUCAGCGGCAGCUCCGAUGGUACCGAUGAAGUCGAUGCAACCGGCUCCAACAACUAUACCAGUGGAACCGAAUCGGAUGACCAGUUCACGAUAUCCUUCCUCAACACCCGGGGACAGAACAACAAAAGUCUCCUGAACCAGAAGUUUAUCGUUUACAACAGCAAGAAACCGAAACCGGUGAACCUCCUACAAAACGGUUCCACCUACUACCCCAGUCAAUAUCGGCAAUUCCUGAAUGGUCGCCUAAAACCGGCCUUCUCAACCUCCGUCCUAACCUCUCCAUCGCUAAUAAACGCCGCCGGACACGGAACCCUAAACCGGCCAACGGCAGCAACUCCCCCACCCGGAGCACUACUGGUCGCCAAAUCGACCUCCUUUCUGCAGCGCAUCGGAUCCCCGGCACCCUCGCUGUCCUCACUUUCGCCAUCCAGCGGAUUUGCAUCGGCAUCGCCGACGCCUCAACCAACGACUGCAGCUCAUUCGCCACCGACGGCCGCAGUUGGAGCAAAUCUUGAUGUCGAUGUAAGGAGCGACUUACGUGCUGAGCGAAGGGGUUUCGUAAACCAUCACCACCAGUACAGUGCCCAAAGUUUUCACCAGCAACAGCAGCAGCAGCACAACUCUCUAUCGCGUCGGAACUCCACCGGAAGCAGCGUGCUGAACGGCGGCAUGAACAGUCAUACGGCGGCCAUCAAUCUACAGUCGUCGGGUCAAACAGCAGUCGUCGGUCACCAUCGGGGUUUCUCGUCCACCGUAGUUGCAGCAGCCAACUCGGCCGCCUCCGGCGAUUGUCCAUGGUUCAUGCCGCAUCAGAUGCCACCGACGGCGCCGGCGCGGCAACACAAACGGCCCGCGCCGCAACCCGGCGGCGGGAACGGUGGAGGAGGCCCGGUUCCCAAUAAUGCUGGGCCCGGGCUGAUGCAACCGCCACAGUUCAUCAAUCCUCCACCUGCACCGAACCAACAGCAGCAGCAGUCCCAGAACCAACAGCCUCAACACUCGCCGCAGCAGCUACAACAAAUGGCGCCACCACAAUUACCUCCGCACAGUAGUAAUCAAAACUUAAGUUCCCUCCAUCAACAACAAGCGCAGCAUCACCCGGCUCCGCCACUGCAUUCCGGCAUCGUACCACCGCCACAUCUCAUACCAAAAUCCCCGAACCAGCACAGCAACAUGCUGGUGGGACCUGCCAGUCAUCAGCAGCAACCGCAGCACAAUGCCAUUGGAAGCCAUCAGCCCAGCAUGAUGUCCAGCUCGAUGAACAGCGUGCAGCUGCAGAACCAUAUCCCACACCAAGCACAAUCACAGCAGCAGCAACAGCCGCCACAAAUUCCGCCACCGCCUCACGGGAUGUCCAACUCGAUGCACAGUCAGGUGGGACUACCACCGGCACCUGUUGUAACGUCCGGUGGCGGCCCCUUCGUUGAUAGCAAUGGGGUAUCGACGGCGGGAGGACCAAGUAGUUGGACCGGAAGUGCGAAUCCUGGUGCAACGACGGCGGUAGCGUCUUUAUCUCCGACGGCGGCAGCGGCCUCGGCCCAAAGAAGGGCGGAGCUGAACGCCAAGUUGAAUGCGAUGCCCUGGUUCCAUGGCCGAAUAAAGCGAGAAGAGGCGGAAAACUUGCUGAAGCCACGGGAGGAUGGCCUCUUUUUGGUGCGGGAAUCGACCAAUUUCCCGGGCGACUACACCCUCUGCGUUUGCUUCAACGAGAAGGUGGAACACUACCGGAUCAAGUACGCCGAAAACAAGCUGACAAUCGACGAUGAUGAGUACUUCGACCAUCUCGGGCAGCUGGUAGAGCACUACACGUUGGAUUCGGACGGAUUGUGCACCAAGCUGAUGAAGGCCCUACCAAAGGAAGAGUUCUGCGUCAAGGAUUUCCAGGACAAUGGCUGGGAAAUCAAGUUGGAGGAUCUGCAGCUGAAGGAAAACAUCGGCAAGGGCGAAUUCGGGGACGUUAUGCUAGGCAUACUGAAGGGCGAGAAGGUGGCCGUUAAGGUGUUGAAGGAUGCUGGUCGAGCGUCGAAUAAGUUCCUUGCCGAAGCUGGCGUAAUGACAACUCUCGAACACGAAAAUCUGGUAAAAUUUAUCGGGUUAGUGUUCCACGACAAGUACAUAUAUCUGGUUACGGAGUACAUGAGCAAAGGUUCCCUGGUAGAUUAUCUUCGAUCCCGGGGUCGACAGCACAUCACCCGAAGAGAUCAGAUAAAUUUCGCAUUUGACACCUGCUCCGGUAUGGAAUAUCUGGAGAUGAAGAAGGUUAUUCACAGGGAUUUGGCUGCCCGGAAUGUGCUCAUUUCGGAGGAGUGCGUAGCCAAGGUUUCAGAUUUCGGGCUGGCGCGAGAUGAACGAUACACAGCCGACAUCAGCAAGCUGCCCAUAAAAUGGACUGCACCGGAAGCGCUAAAAGAGGGGAAAUUUUCCAACAAAACGGACAUGUGGAGCUUCGGUAUCCUUCUAUGGGAGAUCUAUUCCUUCGGACGAGUGCCAUACCCGAGGAUUCCCCUGGCCGAUGUGGUGAAGCACGUGGGUAGUGGCUACAAAAUGGAAGCUCCCGAAGGCUGCCCGCCGGAGAUUUACGAAAUGAUGCGGCAGGCGUGGGAUCUGGUGCCGGACAAGCGGCCCACCUUUGCCGAACUGAAACGGCGACUAGCCAUCUGUAAGCGGGAAACAACCAAUACCUACGUGACGUAGAGCCUGCACCCGUAAGGCUCUGAUAAGGACAAAAGAAAAAGCAAGCAAUCCGAAAGCAAGGUUUGUCAAAGUUCUAUUAUCUAUCUGUACUAAAUUACGCUAUAAUUGAAAAAGUGUACCGAAGAAUGGAUACCACACGGGACGUUACAAUAAUCGCCAUCAUCUAUGAUACACGGUUUAUAUAGGUAUGAGAGAACUUCCCACAAAAGCUGCUGGGAAAAUGAAUAAUUAUCACAACUUAUGAUUGUUGCAAAAAAACACUAGACACUGGGGUCAAAACUUGAUUUCGAAGACUACAACAGGAUGGAGGCUUAUCUGAGGUUCUGUACCACCAUUUAGUAGUUAUGAUGAUUUACGAGAUCGAUCAUUUCCCUUAUCCCUGGGCAGCAAUUGUUCGUCAGUUGACGCUCAAACAUCCACACACAAAGCAGCUUUAAUUUUAAGUCGAAAUUGUACAGAGAUCUACCUACCUAGUUAUGUUUGGUUCCAUUUCGGAUCGCAUUCGUCCAUUAGUUUUUGGGUAAGUCCAAGUAUUUUUUGUUUCAUUAAUUUUAUAAGCUAAAUCAAAUUUGUUAUUUGUUUUGUGAACUAUGCGAAGAAGCUACACGCUAGAAGCGAGAUGAACACUCGAAAAAGGAAAACUAAAAAAAUGCCCUUGGGAGAGAUCAAGUGUGUGUAAAUAGUAAGUAAUCAAGUCUUUUUGGGAAGGCAAGAUCGAACGUCAAUAUAAUGAAAAAAAAAAAACUCUGAGAAGUAAAAUUAAUUAAGGUACACCGGGGCAAGUGCAAACUCGGGGCAAGUGCAAACGUUCAUCUUUUCUCUGUUACAAAAAAAGUAAAAAAUAUUUCUUCUUCUAGAAAUUGUUGUUUAGACCCAAACAAACAAUCUGACAUAGAUAAACUAAACUUUCUUUAAAUUUUUCACUAAAAACACGGCACUGUUUGAUCACACACGAAUUCAAGUUCGUACUAGACAUGAACAGUGUGUUUUUGUUUUGCAUAUUUUGGCUACAAAAAAGGGCAUUCAAAUCCGAAUUUUCGUUAUAAGGUGAGUGUUUGAGACCGAUAAUCAAGUGAAAGCAGAAAAUUUAUGAUAAAUUUUCAUUACACCCCGAAAGUUGUGAAAAUAAUAUUCGCUCUUGUCAACCCACACUGUGGGGCAAGUGCAAACGACACUACCGGGGUAAGUGCAAACGCACCUUUAAGCCAUGCAACAUCAGCCAUUUCAGAAAAUUCAUCACCAAAAUGGUUCAGCAUUAUAUUAAAAUGGUCAGAAGGGGUAUCUAAAGUGUUGCAUCUGAAGCGGAUGUUCAAAAUUCCGUAAUGCAUUAGUAAAUGAAGGUCUUUUGCUUAAAACAACAGUCACCAAAAAUGGAGUUCCAAAAAGUUAUCAAUAUUGCAAGAAAACAGCAAACAUAUUAAUCAAAGUUGAUAAAACGUACCGGAACAUGUAUUCAAUUCAUUUUAAGACCGAUACACUGACUCAUCUGUGAAUUAGUUUGGAAAAAGUAUUGCGUUUGCACUUGCCCCCUUAAACGGGGCAAGUGCAAAUUUUGAAAUUUUUUCACAAAAGCACCGUUACUUUUUACCAAAAUUUUUUAAUUUUUCACUGCCAACGGGAAUUUGUUGAGAACUAUUUUAGUGAUGCAACGAACGAUAAUUGAUAAUUUUUGAACAUAUAAAUAUUAUUCUAGGACAUGUGAAAGUUGAACUAUGGUGAAAACCGUUUGCACUUGCCCCGGUGUACCUUAAUAAAUUAUUGAACUCUGCGAAAUAUGCGUGUGUGUGUGUGUUUUUGAUGCCUAGAAUGGAUUUUUAAUUGAAAUUUUUCCUUAGACAAAGUUUGCACUUCACUCAUUUAUAAGAUUUCUUUUAUCGCAGCUAACGGAGCUAUCAAA